This is a messenger RNA of Brachypodium distachyon (stiff brome), 1274 nucleotides long. RefSeq names its product probable E3 ubiquitin-protein ligase LOG2. Gene Ontology annotation, molecular function: ubiquitin protein ligase activity. Gene Ontology annotation, biological process: protein ubiquitination. The record is from RefSeq and is a predicted model, not a curated record. NCBI's taxonomy places the organism in Eukaryota, Viridiplantae, Streptophyta, Magnoliopsida, Poales, Poaceae. The transcript is spliced from 3 exons. The coding region runs from base 121 to 1029 and encodes 302 amino acids.
UCUGAUCCAGUCGGAACUGGCCGGACUAUGGGCCCGCUGUGAGGCAAAAAGAAACUUUGGCGAAGUCAGCACGAGAAAACGAACCUACCUAGACCGCAGCACGAAGACGACGACGCAUCAAUGGGCAACACCGGAAGCACCGGCAGCUCCAAUCCGCCGCGGCCUCCUUUUGACGGUCGUGGGCAUGGGCUGCCACCGCCGUACUACCACAGGUACCCGCCUUGGCCCCCAAGUGCCGCCGCGCCGCCACCUGUGCCGGUUCCUGCGCAGGUGGAGCGGCACAGGGCUGUGGCCGUGCACGCCGGCGUCAACGUCAAGGGGGAUACCCUGCGGCUGGUGCCCGACGACGAUGGCCGCUGCCUACUCCUCGCCUUCUCCUUCGAUGCCGACGCGCCCGGAAGCAUAACUGUUUACUUCUUUGCACAAGAAGAUGAUGACCAUGUCCUGAAGGCUACAAAGGAAAAUGUGCUCCAACCUGUGAAGAUAACUUUUAAGGAAGGUCAAGGUCAGGAGUUCAAGCAACCUAGUGGAACAGGAAUUAAUGUCUCAAUGUUUGAGGAAUCUGAGCUAACUAAGGUUGGUGAAGAUGGUGUAUUUCCAGUGGCGUUCAAAGUGGAAGUGGGUAUAUCAAGCAACCAAGAAUCGGAAAGGGAACAAGAUGCUGAAGACUCUAAGUCUUUGGUUAAAUUUGCUGUAUUUGUGAAGAAAGAGAAAGCUGAGUAUGGGGUUCGUGUUGUGCAGCAGAUAAUGUGGGUAAAUGGAACUAGGUAUGUCUUGCAGGAGAUAUACGGCAUUAGAAAUACAACUGACAAGAAUGUUCCUGAGGAUGAUUUUGGGAAAGAGUGUGUGGUUUGUCUUUCAGAACCAAGAGAUACAACUGUUCUUCCAUGCAGGCAUAUGUGCUUGUGCAGGGAAUGCGCUCAACUUUUAAGGUUCCAGACCAACAAAUGCCCCAUAUGCAGGCAACCUGUUGAGCGCCUUCUCGAGAUUGAGGUUGAUAGCAACAUGCUUCACCAAGGAGAUCAGUAGUUAAGAGUGCAUAAAGGAACUCUUGUUCUAGCAACAUUGCUUGUACAUAUUCCUUGUUCAAAUGAAGUUGUGUUUUUGGCAACAACAAGAAAAUGAACACAUGAAAUAUACCUGAGAAGGACGAACUGAUUGUGGUAUACUGUUGGCGACAAGCUACCUGGAAUUUUAAAGUGUAAUAACAUAUUUGUAGUCUUUACCUUUCAAGCUUGACAAUUCUAAUUGAAAAAGCAGUUUUUCUAAAGAAA